AUGUCCACAAACUACGACUUCAAGACCGCCCUCGUGACCGGCGGAGGUGGCGGCAUCGGAAAGGCCCUUGCGCAACAAUUCAUAAAAGACGGGAAGAAAGUCAUCAUUGCCGGCCGCACAGAGUCAAAACUCCAAGAAGCCGCGAAAGAAAUCGGCGCAGCAGCUUACUACGUGCUUGACACUGGAGAUGUCAAAUCCAUCCCAGCUUUCAUCAAGAAGCUGAUUUCCGAGCACCCGGAUCUGGACUGUCUCGUCAACAAUGCGGGAGUGCAGCGACCGCUCGAUGUCAACGAAAUGGAUCCAGAAGAAUUUGGAAGCAAGGCCGAUCAAGAGAUCGACAUCAACCAACGUGGGCCCAUGCACCUUACAUUGCACCUGCUCUCACACUUCAAAUCCAAACCAAUGGCCAUCGUCGUCAACGUAUCUUCCGUCCUCGGCUUCGUCCCAUUCUCCCUCGUCAAUCCCGUAUACUGCGGUACCAAAGCAUGGCUGCACUUCUGGUCAAUGAACCUACGCGCUCAGUUAAAAGAUACCAAGGUCAGGGUCAUCGAAAUCGCGCCGCCAACCGUAGCGACGGAUUUGCAUCGUGAAAGGAAGGAUCCGGAUGACAACAAGAAGGAGAAGAAUCAAGCUGCGUUGAGUGUCGAGGAGUUUACGGAGGAGACGAUAGGGAAGUGGAAGAAGGGAGAUGAGAUGAUUGCUGCGGGACCUGCGAAUAAGAUUGUGGAUACUUGGCAGGAGAAUAUGGGACCGAUUUUCCAGAGCAUGGCCAAAUAG
Alternaria ethzedia is the source of this 777-nucleotide messenger RNA. RefSeq lists its product as uncharacterized. The transcript has a single exon. Lineage: Eukaryota; Fungi; Ascomycota; Dothideomycetes; Pleosporales; Pleosporaceae. Gene Ontology annotation, cellular component: membrane. The record is from RefSeq and is a predicted model, not a curated record. The coding region runs from base 1 to 777 and encodes 258 amino acids.